AUGGAACUGGGCUUCGGUGAUCAAGAUCUUAUCUAUGAAGAAGAAGCUAAAAGGCUAGCGAAAUCAGCUCCAGUGCCUCGGCCUAUGUGCCUGUCAUGUAGCAAGCUUGUCGCAGAAUCUCCCAUGCUACAGUGUUCUCAGGCUCAUCCAUCAACAAGAUGCUACCAAUGUGUCAAAGCCAACAAGCCGUGCCAUACUAUUCCACCACAGUUCAGAGGUGAUCUCGAACGUAUUCAGGCUCUUGCGCGAGAAAUCCAUGUUAGACCGUCGCAAAAAGCAACCGAACAGCUUCAAGAUUUUGCUCGGAAAUAUGUUGCGCGUAUCGAAGCAUACGAGCUUAAGGAGCCUACAUUAGAAAUUUAUGCACCGUAUCAAGUACCUCGAUCAGUCCUACUUCCCGUCCCGAUUGAUUCCCCGGUCAAGGCUGUAAACCCCGUGAACUCUUCAGUUUCUACAGAAGAUGGGUUAGCCUCAAAGGCUCGCGAUCUUCAGCAGGUCAACCACAUGCUGAAUAAAAUAGUGGAUAUUUUAUCGCGAAAAAUGGACUUACCCUCGGAGAAUGGAAAUAUUGAGAAGAACUCAGAAUCUACUUGGCUACACGUUAACCAAGGCACCAUACACGGGGAUAAUGUUAAUGAAGCUCCAAAACAACGUCGUUGA
This is a messenger RNA of Trichophyton rubrum CBS 118892, 660 nucleotides long. RefSeq lists its product as uncharacterized. The record is from RefSeq and is a predicted model, not a curated record. The transcript has a single exon. Lineage: Eukaryota; Fungi; Ascomycota; Eurotiomycetes; Onygenales; Arthrodermataceae. Bases 1 to 660 code for a protein of 219 amino acids.